CGCCCGAAAUUGCCGAAGCGAACGCAACCCUUGCGAGCGCCACCUGAUAUUUGUAUGUAAAUGCGGCUCCAAAUUGUAAUUCUCUGAUCUGCUCCCUUUGAGUAUUAUCACCCUCACUGAUGAUAAGUUAAUCGGUGCCGCGCGAGUGAUGGUUUGUGCGUCUUGAGUUGAUAAAUAUGAUUUGUGCGCCUUGAAGAGAACGAUCGGGAAGACGAGGAAGAUGCCGCGGGCAUUUCUAAUCACGCAUCGCAGGUACAACGGUGCUGAGGACGAGCUAGCAGGAUCCGAAAGAGAUCUCAGUUCCGAGAGAAGCUCGAGGCUGACCGAUUACAGCGGCGGUCAGCCAACUUCCGAUGGCGCCAGCGAGUGCGGCAGCGAGACGUCGUCCGAGUGCCCCGAAGAGCUGUACAAUCUGACGAAACUGGCGGAGGUGAGCCUGGCGGCGGCGGCUGGCACCCUGAUCCAUCACAGCAAUGUCAUCUACCAACGACCGAUGUCGCCCAGAAUCGCACAGCAUACGGAAAAGAGCCGAACACUGGUGUCUCGACCGGUCGCGCAAACGACGGGCAACCAGGGUCAGAUUCUGAGCGAGAGGACAAGGCUCUUUCUCGAAAGGAUCGAGACUGAGCGAGAGAUCCUCGAAGGUCGUUGCGAGGAGAACGCCACCUUGGGAAUUCGUCUCUCGCCGCGACAUCCCACCUGCUCGCAGGAGGAACCGGCUCUGUCGAAGGUACCGGUCAUUUCCGGGCUCAGUGUAAACCCGUCGCCGGUAUCAGUAUCACCGGCGAGUUCCCAGAGUCGACGGACGGCCACCACUGAUCCCAAAGCGGAUCAGGACAACGAGGACCACGAGUGUCCGGACUGCGGCAAGAAGUACUCGACCUCAUCGAAUCUGGCUAGACACAGACAGACGCACAGGUCGUUGGGCGAUAAGAAGGCCAGAAGAUGCCCGCACUGCGACAAGGUCUACGUCAGUAUGCCCGCCUUCAGCAUGCAUGUGAGGACUCACAACCAGGGCUGCAAAUGCCACUAUUGUGGCAAGUGUUUCUCCAGGCCGUGGUUGCUGCAGGGACACAUACGCACGCACACAGGUGAGAAGCCCUUUAAGUGUACCAUUUGCAACAAAGCCUUCGCUGACAAGUCGAACUUGCGCGCCCACAUACAGACGCAUUCGAAUACCAAGCCUCACGUGUGUGGCCGUUGCGGCAAGGCUUUCGCCCUGAAAUCAUACCUCUACAAGCACGAGGAAUCGUCGUGUAUGCGCGCUCACCACCGAUCGUCCGCGGAGAAGCCCGAUCAGGUCGAUCAGCAAACCCCGUCGUCGGUGAAACCGAGUGCUCCGUUAUCCUCGUCCGUGAACAAACCGCAAACGACACCGUGCGUCAUUGCAUCGCCCACCAGCGUCAUAGUUCCUCGACUAGGACCUGAACGAGACCAGAAGAGCUCGUCGUCAGCGUUCUCAGCAAUCAUCAAGCACACCAGGACGACGGACUCGUCCGCGGCGUCUUCAAAGCGGCCUUGCAGAGAAAGAACGCCCUGUCCGGACGAUCACGAGAGGCAAAGCCCGGAUUUAGCGAUGAAGGACCCAGAUUACGUGUCCAGGAUGGUCAUCAGGACGUCGGUGAUAUCUCCCAAUCCGGAGCAUUUGCUCCGUUUCGAAAACGACGUCAAGAGUUCCUCGACUACAUUCGAUUACCCCGAUCCGACCAGGCCUUCAGCUUUCUCGAGGCCCAGCACGAUGACUUUAAAUCUAGCCAUCGCUUAGGAUCAGCUGGUCAAUGCUGAUGUUUACACUAAAUCGGCCAUCUUGAUUUGUAUCUACUUUCUUGCAAAAUUUCACGACAAGUGUCCGCAUUCAUUGUUAUUACUUGACACUCACCUCAAGUGAGAUAUUCAAAUUUGAAUUGAGAAUUAGAUAAGUCUUUUCAGUUGACUCACGAUUAUCAUAGAUAUAAAUAUCACAUGUUAUAGUUCAACUAAAAAACUUAAAUUUAACUCUGAAUAAAAGUCUAAGUAUUUCACAUGAGACAAGUUUCAGGGGACAACUAUUAAUACGGACCAAAGAAUUCUCUGCAAACUCGUGAUUCGAUGGAAAAUUUGUAAGGAAAGAUCUUCUGGCAAAAUUAAAACGCGAUCAGAAACUUUCUUCAAUCGAUAAAUCUGUACAGUGUACAAAAUUAUCGAUGCAAGAUGUCGGAGAUAAAACUAUGGUUCAAACGGAUUCAAUCGGCUACUUGAAGAAGAAAGUUUUGACCAAUGGGGCAAUUAUACAGGAUGUUCCAAAACUGCUGAUACUUCUUUCAACCACUGAUUUCUUUGAAACGACUCAGAGAGACUCAAUCUUUUUCUAACGAGAAUCUGAUUGAGAUUGAAGCGCCAUGUUUUAUCAACGUGUACAAUUUUCGACGAUAAUUUAGUAGCAUUAUGCAUUCUAUAUUGAGAAAAGAGCACUCGAAGUUUAUUUGCGGGAUAUAAUGUUUAUUUCUGUGAGUAAACUUUAUAUCCUACAAAUAAAUUUUCACAUAUUUCGUUCUCAGUAUAUGCAAUCUCGAUGGCGUUUUCCUCAGGCAAGAUAACGAGAAUUGUCCCGUAUAAGCGUCAGUCUUCCUUUCACCGCAAUCGAACGAAGUUUACUUCCGGCAAUGUUAAAGUUGCGAAUUCACGAAGAAUCGACCGAGUAUAUUUGCGUGUGACGAACAUUAUAUUCCAAGCAUCUUCCGAAUUAGGGACCAUCUAGCGAUUAGUCGUAAUAACGUUAAAUCUGUAAGCUGUUGUGUUUAAUUUAGCGAUCCGUCGAUAUGAAGCCGUGCCUUGUGUAACGAAUAUCGGAAUACCGCGUGCGAGCGUGUAUAAUUCGACUUAGUUUCCAUAGGUCCGACGGGAUUGGCGUGCACGGACGUGCGUAGGAAAGAAGUUCCCCGAGGUAUAAGGCCGCCCCGGCGAGAGCGCCUGUGAAAUGCCAAACAUGUGACCUCACCUAUUUAAAGACAUAGCGCCAUCGCCGUGGCGCGGCGUUGAGCGAUCAAAAUUGAUUAUCGACACGAACUAAACACCGCAGUGUGCCUUCGCGUUAUUGUCUUAGAAUUAAAUGACAACGGGUCGAGGCUCUUCGAGGCAGCUAGCAACUCUACGAGAUAUAGAUACGUGUAGCGUGUUCCCGAAGUCUAGUGAAACUAGAGAGGGUGUGUGGAGGUGUACUUUCAUAACUGAACGUUCAGUCAGGUUGUCGCUAACGAAGGAAUUUUCGAAAACGCGACUGCGCGUCGGGAUGCAGCUGUUGCACCGGGACGCUCUCGAAAAACGUAAAGGCGUGUAUCUGUGAUUCAAGAAAUUGCGCGGCCGACUGCCGCGAAAAGCCGGCUCCAGACGAUGACAGUCGUUUGCCAGAGUAGACUCUGCUUAGAAAAUCCGGUAAGAAGAUUAGUAGAAAUAUAUAGGAAUUUCAUUGAAAUAUCAUGUAAUUUAUCUGAACUGAUUAUUAUUUCUCUCGGAAAUAUUUCAAUAUUUCUCACAUUUUAGCUCAUAUAAAACAGUUCAAUUCUUUUUUCAUUUUAUAUUUAACUUAAUUUUAUAUAUUUUUAUUUUAUUUCAUUAUAUAUUAAUUUACUUUUAUAUAUAACGAUUAAAUAUUAUACUAAUUAAAUAUCAUACACUCGUCUCAAGUGAGAUAUUCAAAUUUGAAUUCAGAAUUGGAUGUGUGAGAGUUUUUCAGUUGAAUCACGAUUACAGACCUAAAUAUCACAUGUAUUAUAGUUUAAUUUAUAAAAACUUGAAUCCAACUCUGAAUAAAAAUUUGAAUAUCUCGCAUGAGACAAGUUUCAGAUGACAACUAUUAAUAUAGGCCAAGGAAUUCUCUGCAAGCUCGAGAUUCGAUCUUGCAGAUGGGGUAUAAUAAUAUGCUAAAUAUUUCUCUAAAUAUACAUGUGUUUUUCUGUGUAAUUUUAUCACUUUUUACCAAAAGCAUGGUUCAGAUUUUUCUUGUGUAAUUCUGCUAAAUCUUCUAAGCAGGGGACGCGCUCAAAUAUCAUUGCAGACAGCAAUCGUGAAGAAUACCUCAUAUUGAGAGAAAAAUCUAAAGAAAUAGCAAAUCUAAAUAGUAAAAUCUAAAGAAUAGUAAAUAUUUCUUUGGUGAAUAUUAACAGCAUAUUUAUUUCAAUCUAAAAUCUUUUAUUUAAAUAGAGUAAAGACGCAGAGUUGCUUUUAUGAGAAGCUAAGGUUUCCUUAAGGUGUUAAGAAAGUGCAUAUUUUCUUAUUUGAAACAUAUUUUAUAUAUUAUUACAAGUAAAUAUAUACCCACCGAAUAAAUAUACUCGCUAUCUUUUAGAUAUUUUUUUCUCUCAGUGUAUAUCGAGUCAUGCGUACCCCUCGUCAUUCUGAUUAUAAUUAUACUGUUCACGUUGACAAGUAUUGUACAAACCACACAGCACACAUACACAUCGACUGGCGAAUGUAUUUGUUAGAUGAGCGCAUUGUUUGGAGCCCUGGCAUAGGUUGCGCGUUCUCCAGCGGCGAAAUACUAAUUAUAUAACGACGAUAAAUAAGUCUUCGAUACCACGUGAAUGUGGUGUCGAUCAGAGUGUCGAGCUAGUCGAACCCGUCCCGCCAUCGCGAACGUGAUCCGCCGUCGUGCCCUCGGGAUUUGCGAUUUGCAUCGCGUCGACGGCGAAUUGUCGGUCGUCAGCACAUGUCCUUCCCGCGGGGAUUCCGCGAACGGCACGGAUUGCGCGAAUUACGCGAAUGGUGAACGGUUAUGAUAAAGAUUUCGCGUAAGUGUAAAAUAACGUUGUCGCGCGCAAUGAGAUCGAUCUCGUUUGCGCGUUUGUGUCGAGGAAUUACCGCUCGCGGCUGUACAAUUGUAAUUAGCGAACGAUUCGGACAUUUCACGUCCUAGUCAUUUUGAUUCGAUAGAUCGCCCGCGAGAGGAGAAUAGGGAAACCCUCCCCUGCCUCGCUCUUCCCCCACCCCUCUCUCCCCGGUCUAGCGUGAAUAACGUAGUCGUGUUGAGACCGAACGUUGUAAAUAGCAUUCCCACUUUUACGUAUUAGAAUUUAGACACGAGAGAUGCCAGUCGGUGCCAGUCACUUUUAGAUAGCUCGAUUUUAUUACGCCCGUUGUGUAUGUAUCGUAUGUACUACUACUUGUACACCGGAGUGCCUUUAUGCAAAAAGAAAAAAAAAAGAAACAUUUACCCACCUUUUUUUACGAAUUAUGAAAGUCUUGUCUAUCGUAAUGGGAGAAAAUAUACGAGAUGAUAUGUAUAUGUUUUCCUUGUCAUUUCUCUCGCGCUGCCUCCUCACGUCGAGCGCGUUUUAUCCGAGUGAACUUCGCGCUGUCGCGUGUUAAUCCGAAGAAGUAGGAUUGACGCGUGAUAACGAAGUCAACUCGGACGAUGAAGUUGUAUCGCGUUCCCUCGGAAGUCGUGUCGAAGCAAUUUAACUCCGUACCUAUAUCGGAUUGCAAUACGCGCAUUCGCAUAAAGCUGCCCGUUCAACUCGUACGUCUCUCGCUUUUUUACGCGUAUUGAGCCCAUUAUCGCGCCGAUGAACCGUACGAUCGCUAGCUACGCCUGGCAGUGGGAUAAACAACGGCUAACUCUGUGCUUAACAAAUAGAUAUUGGACUCAAUAAUUAGGGCAACGGAGGCGAAAGUGACCAACCGACAAACGAUGUACAUUUAUGUCUUCAGAUACACAAGCGAGGGAACAUUCUCUCGCAUAUUAAUCGAACUAACACGCUCGGAAGUAGUACGAAAGAAUUCGCGCGAAAAGAAUUUGACUGUCAAAUUCGUUAUCUAUCUCUCUGAGCCCGGUAAAUUAACAGUAACAUUGCAUCAAUUAUAAUUUCCGAUUCAGCGAUGGAACUGUUGUACACAACACGAGGUUAUAUUGAACUUACAUUGUCGUGUUGAAAAUUAUAAUAUUGACGUAAUGUUACGGUGAAGAUGAAUUAGUGACCGUUUAGUGUCCCGAUUAGUGACAAUUGCGUCCGUUUUUUCUUAAUAAAUCUUAAUAAAUUCUUUGAAGAAGUUUUCUUGAUUAAAAGUAAUACGGACCCCAUAUAUUUAUCCUGAACAUAUGUGUACCCUAAAUUUAUUAAGUAAUAUAAUAUCAUCAGUUAUAACAGGUUUCGAAGUGGAAUUAAAAGUCAUAAUAAAUGCUGGAACAUCAUGAUUUUACAAGCGUACUGCUGACGACGAUAGUUUGAACACUUACUCGUCGACGUCUUAAAACUUGACAGUUAAUAUCAUAAUGUCAUAUGUUUGUUAGAUCUGUGUAGUUAUUCUUUAAUUUCAAAUUAUUGAAAUUGGUCAUGUUAUAGUUGAGAGAAGGUUAAAGAAUAUUUUUUAUAAGCAGAGAAAAUAACAAAUGUAAUUUUCAUAAUUAAUUUAUGUCACUAAUCGGUAUUAGGAUAUUUAUUUAUCCCCAUUAAUAACGAUUUGAAUAAAUAUGAUAUGAAAUAAUAUGAACAUUCCUAUUUUUAAAAAGAACGUAUGGUAAAUCUUAUUUAUUAUAAAAAUUAAGAAAUAACAUUAAUAUUAUAACUUACUCCCCAGAAUUUAUUAAUGAGCACAAAUAUGAGUGAUAAGCUUAUAAAUUGCCAGGUUUAAGUCAAUAAUAAGUUAAUAAUAAAUUCAUAUUUCUAUAUCGCGAUUUGUAAUAUUCUUCGAACGACUGCUUCGAACGAAUUUAUUAUUUUUUAUUAAUAAAUUUAUAUAUUUCUUUAUUUUUUUACGAUGAGGUUACUUGUGGUCACUAAUUAGGAUAUUCACCUCAAUUGAUGUUUACUGGGAAACUCAACGCGCGAAAACUUUAAUGAGUAUUUCGUGAUAGAAAGAUGAAUUAUAUAAAUAAAAUAACGAUAUUAUUAGAAACGUAAUAGAUAAAGUAUUUCCGUAAGAUUGGAGCUUUUCGGUGUUUGGUCAAAGAAAAAUAGAAAAAGAAAAUUCUUGAUCUGUCACAAGAUAUUCGUCUUCCUGCAAUACAUCUCCGUAUCACAUAUAUAGUGACCUCUUAAUUCAAACUUCUUUUUUUCCAAGUGCAAUACGAUGAUACCUCGAGUCGGCGACAGCUUAUGAGCCGCGCAUUUUUCGGUAACGAGAUCCACAGUGACAAGAUGAGACUAAACGAGAUAGCGUUAUACACACGAGCGUUUGUACGCACUUACAUCACGAAACGCGUAUACUCGCACUUCCCAGAACUUCCUCCAACGAUUCCUUCUCCCGCCUCGUCGCGGUCACAUAGAUCCUUAUGGCUCCCAACUCCGUGGGCCUGACUAUGAGACCGAAGAAGAGACGUAAAGGAAGAAGCGAAUAAAGCCAGUGGGAGUCAGUGCCGCGGCAUCUAGCAGGGUUGGAUCAUCGUCCGGACAUCAGUCGUGAAGAACAUCCCGCGCAAGGCUCGAGCCAUGUGGCUGUACCUCGUCGUUUUGAUCUUACUCUCAAGCACAGUACUCGCGCGAUACCACG
This is a messenger RNA of Odontomachus brunneus, 7464 nucleotides long. RefSeq names its product transcriptional repressor scratch 1-like. Bases 221 to 1765 code for a protein of 514 amino acids. NCBI's taxonomy places the organism in Eukaryota, Metazoa, Arthropoda, Insecta, Hymenoptera, Formicidae. The transcript is spliced from 3 exons. Gene Ontology annotation, biological process: regulation of DNA-templated transcription. The record is from RefSeq and is a predicted model, not a curated record. Gene Ontology annotation, molecular function: DNA-binding transcription factor activity, RNA polymerase II-specific; RNA polymerase II cis-regulatory region sequence-specific DNA binding.